Nerophis lumbriciformis (worm pipefish) is the source of this 3855-nucleotide messenger RNA. NCBI's taxonomy places the organism in Eukaryota, Metazoa, Chordata, Actinopteri, Syngnathiformes, Syngnathidae. The record is from RefSeq and is a predicted model, not a curated record.
AUGGAAGUCUGCCACUGGAUAAGACAGCAAUGUCAGCGUCUGUUCUUGCGAGAAAGUGGGCAAAAAAGCUCAGAGGAUUCUCACAUCUCCCCUGGGAAAUGUCCAUCAACGAGAAGAACAAUACUUGUUGGGGAGGGGCCCCAAUACGGAGACACUGGCAAAGGUUACAAAGGCAACAUCAUCCAUACUACUAAGUACAGUUUGUUGACCUUCAUCCCCAUGAACCUGUUUCAGCAGUUUAAGAGGGUGGCUAACCUCUACUUCCUGUUUCUGAUUUUGCUAAACUGGGUGCCAGUGGUUGAAGCCUUUCAGAAGGAAAUUACAAUGAUUCCAUUGCUGGUGGUACUGACUGUCAUUGCUGUCAAAGAUGGCUUGGAAGACUACAGACGUUAUAUCUUUGACAAAAAGAUCAACAACCGUGUCGUGCAAGUGUAUUGUAGGUAACAGAACGACUAUAUUGGUAUACGCUGGAAAGACGUUCAAGUCGGAGAUUUUGUGCACCUAUCCUGCAAUGAUAUCAUCCCUGCUGACAUUUUGCUCCUUUAUUCAUCUGAUCCUCACGGCACAUGUUUCAUUGAGACGGCCAACUUGGAUGGGGAAACCAACCUGAAACAAAGGCAGAUAGUUUCAGGCCUUCCAGUGCAGGGAAGGGAGUUCAACCCUGAGAGCUUCCAUAGUCGUAUUGAGUGCGACAACCCCAACAAUGACCUCAGCACGUUUCGAGGUUUUAUGGAGCUCUCCGGUGGGACUCAUGUUGGACUUGACAAUAAUAACCUCCUGCUAAGAAGUUGCACAAUUCGUAAUACGGAGACUGUUGUUGGCGUUGUGGUCUAUGCUGGACAUGAGACCAAAUCCAUGAUGAACAACAGUGGGCCAAAGUGUAAGCGCAGCAAUUUGGAAAAGCGCUUAAACAUUGAUAUUCUGUGGUGUGUGCUCUUGCUGAUAAUCAUGUGUCUGACUACUUCUAUAGGUCAUGGACUCUGGCUGAAACAGAUUAAAAAUGCAAUAUUUUUGGUUGAUGAAGAGACAUCUCCUGCCCUGGCUGGCUUCUACAUCUUUUGGACCAUGAUAAUUGUUCUGCAAGUGCUGAUUCCCAUUUCACUGUAUGUUUCCAUUGAGAUUGUAAAGCUGGGUCAGGUCUACUUCAUCCAAAAUGAUCUAGCCCUCUACAAUGAGCGCAUGGACUGCAGGAUCCAGUGCCGUGCGCUCAACAUCACUGAAAACCUGGGUCAGAUUCAGUAUUUGUUCUCUGAUAAGACAGGAACUUUAACAGAGAACAACAUGGUGUUUCGUCGCUGCAGUAUUUAUGGGAUUGAAUAUCCUCAUGUGGAAAAUGGUCUGAGACUGGAAAUGUACAUGGCAGAGAAGAAUGACGCUAUUGGUUGUUCUGAAACUCCCAAAUCUGCCUGCAGAGGUAAAUCUCUGAGCUGUCGUUCCAUCAACUGCAACUGCAGCUCAGUAUCAGUUCACACUUUCCUUGCCGAGUCUGAUGAAGAGCACCAACUGUCGAAUGACUUCCUUCCGAUGACCAGUGCCUUUUGCAACCAAAUGGCAAAAGAGGUGAUACCAGACCCUGAGCUAGUGAAGAAGCUCAGCUGUCUUUGCUCUCCCAUAACACCUUCUGCCAAUGCAAUUUUUGAGACGACAUCAAGUUUGGAACUCACCUACAUCACAGACUUUUUCCUGGCAAUGGCCAUUUGCAAUAGUGUGCUUGUUUCAUCACCCAUGCAGCCUCAAUCUGUGGUGACAGAGGCAGAAGCACCUCUCAGGUCUCUUGAUAAAAUCAAACUGAGGUUCCAGCGCUUCAGCUUUCCGCAUUUUUCGGCUUUCCCGGUCCAUUCGCCAACUCAAAGCAGGGACGGCCCAAGUGGCUUUGAAACGUUAACACGUAAGGAGACAAGCAGCAUUUUCAGUAUUACCAGUGAAGCCGGGGACAAUGAACAGGACAUCAGAAAUAAAUGUGGACCUGAGAAUGACAUCGACAAACUAUUGUAUGAGGCAGUUAGUCCAGAUGAGGCUGCUCUGGUCCAUGCGGCUCGAGCUUACCGCUGCACCCUGCGGGGACGAUCUCCACAUAGCGUCCUUGUGGAUCUACCUGGAAUUGGCACUAUGAGCGUCCAGCUGCUUCACGUCCUGCCGUUUGAUUCCAACAGAAAGAGAAUGUCUGUGGUGGUCCGCCAGCCUCUCACAGGACAAGUGGUGGUCUACACCAAAGGCGCAGAUUCAGUCAUCAUGGAUCUUGCAAAAAAUCCUGAAGAGGAGACUGAGGAGACCUACUGUCACAUCAAAGAGCAAACCCAGAAGCAUUUAGACAGCUAUGCAAGAGAAGGCCUCCGUACUCUUUGCUUUGCUAAAAAGGUACUGGGGCAGGAGGAGUACGAAGUAUGGCGGCAGAAGCAUUUGCUGGCAGAGAGAAGCAUUGAGAACAGAGAAGAGCUGCUGCUCGACUCUGCUGAAAGACUGGAGAGCAACCUCACCCUUUUGGGCACCACAGGAAUUGUAGACAGACUGCAGGAAGAUGUUCCAAGCACUAUCGAAUCCCUUCAGAGAGCAGGGAUCAAAAUCUGGGUCCUCACCGGAGAUAAACAGGAGACGGCUGUCAACGUAGCCUAUGCUUGUAAACUCAUCAGUCCAGCUGACCAAAUUCUGACUGUCAACUGUGAAAGCAAGGAUGACUGCACUGCAGUACUAGAGGACCUCAAAUUAGAAGUGCAAAGCAGUAAAGAGCGAAAGAGUGAAAAGAUUCCUGCAGAAGAUCAUGGAGACAUAUUUUCAAGCGGCGAGGAUGGCUUCAUUUUGGUCAUUGAUGGCCGGACACUUGACCUGGUGCUAUUAGACCACUCAAGCUGCUUUCUGGAGCUGAGCCAUUCCUGCAAAGCUGUCAUCUGCUGCCGUUCCACUCCCUUGCAAAAGAGCCGAGUAGUGCACCUGGUCCGAGACCAGCUCAAAGUCUUGACCUUGGCAGUAGGUGAUGGGGCCAAUGAUGUGAGCAUGAUCCAAGUGGCGGAUGUGGGCAUUGGGAUAUCAGGUCAAGAAGGCAUGCAGGCUGUGAUGGCCAGUGACUUUGCCAUUUCACGAUUUAAGCACCUCAGUAAGCUGUUGCUGGUCCAUGGUCACUGGUGUUUCUCUCGUCUUGGAAACAUGAUGCUGUACUUUAUCUACAAAAAUGUGAUGUUUGUGAACCUGUUGUUUUGGUAUCAAUUCUUCUGUGGUUACUCCGGGGCUGUCAUGACCAACCCGUGGGUUCUAAUCUUCUUCAACCUGUUCUUCACAUCUGUUCCUCCUCUCAUCUAUGGCAUCUUGGACAAAGACAUCCCUGCUGAGAAACUGAUGGUAGUGCCUGAGCUUUACCGGGCUGGACAUGCCUCUGAGACCUAUGCUCGAUUUGCCUUCUGGGUCACAGUCCUGGAUGCAUUUUACCAAAGCCUCGUCUGCUUUUUUGUGCCUUAUUUUGCUUACGCUGGAUCAGACAUUGGAGAGCUGUCCUUUGGAUCACCCAUCAACGCUUCAGCUCUCAUCAUCAUCCUGUUGCACCAAGUCAUCGAAAGUCAUAAUCUGACUUGGAUUCACAUUUUUGUGUUGGUGCUCAGCGGGGGGUCGUACUUUGGCUUUGUGCUGGUAUUCAGCGUUUCUUGUCUGACCUGCAGCCCCCCUACCAACCCUGUGGGUGUAGAAACAUCAGAAAUGUCCCAGCCUCUCUUUUAUAUCGUGUGUAUGCUCACUGUGGUGACAGCACUGAUGCCCAGGCUCCUGUUCCGGGUACUUUACAACACUAUGCACUUAUCUGCUCUGAUGCAAACAUCUUACAGGGGAAAAGUAAAUUCAGAGAAGUACUGCAGAAGAAUCCAAGGAUAA